UGUGUAUUGUCUGUUUAUCAUGCCACAGCAAACAUCGGCAGGGUUAAAAUGAUGAAAAUGCAGUAUAGUGGAAUGCCACUCUUAAAAUUUCACUUUUGUGUAUCCUGAGGAUAUAGGCUUGUGUUUGAAGAGUACACUCGGGUUCUCACCCAGAGGUACCCAGACAUUCGCAUAGAGGGAGAAAACUUCUUGCCACAUCCCAUAUACAGGCAUACCGCUUCUUUCUUCUCUGUCUUUAAACUUGUAGUCAUUGGUUUAACUAUCCUGGGUAAAAAUCCUUUUGCAUUCUUCCGCAUGGAGGCUCCAGGGAUCUGGCUUUGGACACAGGAAAAUAAGAUAUAUGCCUGCAUGAUGGUGUUCUUUCUUAGCAACAUGAUUGAAAACCAGUGUAUGUCAACUGGUGCCUUUGAAAUCACACUGAAUGAUGUGCCUGUAUAGUCAAAGCUUCAGUCAGGCCACCUGCCCUCUAUGCAGCAACUGGUGCAGAUUCUGGAGAAUGAGAUGAAGUUGAGCACCCACUUGGACUAG
Triplophysa dalaica is the source of this 528-nucleotide messenger RNA. It is a transcript of the gene selenot1b, whose product is annotated as selenoprotein T, 1b. The record is from RefSeq and is a predicted model, not a curated record. Gene Ontology annotation, cellular component: endoplasmic reticulum membrane. NCBI's taxonomy places the organism in Eukaryota, Metazoa, Chordata, Actinopteri, Cypriniformes, Nemacheilidae. Gene Ontology annotation, biological process: cell redox homeostasis. Gene Ontology annotation, molecular function: thioredoxin-disulfide reductase (NADPH) activity. The transcript has 5 exons.